Colletotrichum truncatum is the source of this 870-nucleotide messenger RNA. RefSeq lists its product as uncharacterized. Gene Ontology annotation, molecular function: ATP binding; ATP-dependent peptidase activity; metalloendopeptidase activity. Gene Ontology annotation, biological process: proteolysis. The record is from RefSeq and is a predicted model, not a curated record. NCBI's taxonomy places the organism in Eukaryota, Fungi, Ascomycota, Sordariomycetes, Glomerellales, Glomerellaceae.
AUGGCACCAGUCCCCCUAAUAACGGCUAGGCAAAGCCUCGCCCGCGCUGGCUCACUCGCAAGCCAAGCAUGGAAACGGGCAGCAAUUGUUGCACUUCCUGCCAUCUCUGAAGCAACUCAUCACACUCUCGCCCGUCGGAAUCUCACAGUCAAUCACACCCAAGGCGUAACCCUAGGCAUUAUUGGUGCUUACGCCGUCAUAAUCGCUAUCCUCUGGAAUGUUCCGUAUCUGCGCCAGGUUUUAUGGCCUUUUAAAAUGCUCACAGUAGCUUUUCACGAAUUUGGGCAUGCCAUCACAGCAUGCUGUACUGGCGGCCACGUAAUGUCCAUUACUCUGGACCCCAAUGAAGGUGGCAAAACCACUUUUCGCGGCGGAAGACAAGCUAUCACCCUGCCGGCUGGAUAUCUAGGCUCAUCGCUCAUCGGUGGCCUGCUUGUCUUCUGUGGCUUCAACAUUAACGCAUCGAAGAUCGCAUCCAUGGUUCUUGGCGUUUGCUUUUUACUGACGCUGUGGUGGGGUAAAAAGGACUGGCUGACCAUUCUCACGGUUCUUCUCGCUGUCGGGGUGCUCAUCGCUGCAUGGUUUAUUUCUCAUGCCCAGGCUCUGAGAUUCGUUGUUCUCUUCAUUGGCGUUAUGAGCUCCCUUUACUCGGUCUGGGACAUCUGUGAUGAUCUCAUCCUCCGCAAAGUUAACAGCUCGGAUGCAAGCGUUUUUGCCAAACGAUAUGGCGGUUCUUCUCGAUGUUGGGGCCUUAUCUGGUCCCUCAUCAGCGUUUGCCUUUUGGCUGUUGCCAUUGUGGCUGGCCUCGCCGCUUUCCCCCAAUCUUUUGCCGAGCAAGAAAACGACUCGAAAAAGUUCCUGCCCACCUGA